CGUUCGUCGUAUGAAAAAAUAUUGGAAUGUCUGUGGAAAAGAAAGAUAAAGAGAGCAAGAAAGUGAUUGAAAGAGUGAUUUCUAAACGCAAUCAUCUUUUCAGAAACGAAGUAGCCGCUGAUAAUAUUCGCAAAGAAGUGAAUUUCCUCGAAAGUGUAUCGAGACGUUUAUGGUCGCAAAAGUACGGGCAUUUAACUGGACAAUUUUUCAACGAGGUGUUGGCGGAAGAAUGCAGAAAUGCGGGACUUCCGGUGAAUACCUUCGAGCGUGACGCGCCGGAAGACGCGAUCGAACGUUCACCGAUUCCUUUGAAAGCUUCGCCGCCCUUCCCGAGAACGACAUCCGCCGAGAUCGGUCACCGUUCAUCUCGCAAAGAAAACAGCCUGGAAUUCGCGGGUCGUUUAUUCAUCUCGCCAAAAUGGACGAUCGAGCCCCCCACAGAUACCGUCGAAUCGCGCGUGACGCAACAAAGAUUUAUUUUUCUAGGCUGA
This is a messenger RNA of Camponotus floridanus (Florida carpenter ant), 491 nucleotides long. RefSeq lists its product as uncharacterized. The transcript has 3 exons. The record is from RefSeq and is a predicted model, not a curated record. Bases 27 to 491 code for a protein of 154 amino acids. Lineage: Eukaryota; Metazoa; Arthropoda; Insecta; Hymenoptera; Formicidae.